This is a messenger RNA of Penicillium oxalicum, 1194 nucleotides long. RefSeq names its product uracil-DNA glycosylase. Gene Ontology annotation, molecular function: uracil DNA N-glycosylase activity. Gene Ontology annotation, biological process: base-excision repair; base-excision repair, AP site formation via deaminated base removal. Gene Ontology annotation, cellular component: nucleus; mitochondrion. The transcript is spliced from 3 exons. The record is from RefSeq and is a predicted model, not a curated record. The coding region runs from base 1 to 1194 and encodes 397 amino acids. NCBI's taxonomy places the organism in Eukaryota, Fungi, Ascomycota, Eurotiomycetes, Eurotiales, Aspergillaceae.
AUGGUCAGCCCCGCCAUCAAGCGCAACGCGGACCACCUCACGACCCCCUCAUCCGAGUCCAAGAAACCCAAAGGCGGCAGCAUCACUGCAUUCUUUGGCGUCCCCAAGCCCAAGCCCUCGUCGGCCAACGGCACCGGCAGCACACCCGCCGCAGCAGGCUCGUCGUCCCGGUCCAGCACUUUUGACAAAGAGAAAUGGGUUCAAUCCUUGACUCCCGAGCAGAAAGAAUUGCUGCAGUUGGAGAUUGACACUUUACACGAGAGUUGGCUGGCGCAUCUCAAGGAUGAAGUGGUGACGACGGAAUUCUUGAACUUGAAGCGGUUUUUGAAGAAGGAGAAGGAGAACAAGGUCAAGGUCUUUCCACCCGAGGAGGAUGUGUAUUCUUGGUCUCGCCAUACUCCUCUUCACACCGUCAAAGCCGUCAUCCUCGGCCAAGAUCCCUACCACAACGAUAAUCAAGCCCACGGCCUCUGCUUUUCUGUCCGCCCGCCCACCCGCGCCCCUCCCUCCCUCGUCAACAUCUACAAGGGCAUUAAAAAGAACUAUCCUGACUUUGUGGCCCCGCCCAACAACGGCGGUCUUCUGACGCCCUGGGCCGAGCGCGGUGUUCUCAUGCUCAACACGUGUCUGACCGUGCGCGCGCACCAGGCGAACAGCCACGCUGGAAAGGGAUGGGAGCGAUUCACCCAAAAGGCCAUUGAUCUGGUGGCACGGGUGCGAAGCAACGGAGUUGUAUUUCUGGCGUGGGGGAAACCGGCCGGGCAGAGAGUCGCCAAGGUGAACAAGUCGAAGCAUUGUGUUUUGCAAUCGGUGCAUCCGAGUCCAUUGAGUGCGCAUGGAGGAUUUUUUGACAAUGGCCACUUCAAGAAAUGCAAUGACUGGCUCGCUGAGCGAUACGGUGAAGAUGGAAUCAUCGACUGGAGCUUGACCCCCGUCUCCAAAGCUGCAGUUCCUCCGCCCGCGCCCUCUUCCACUUCUUCAACGGGCGCUAACAAGGAGAAUACCGCACCCUUGACAGAUGCACUGAAUGCAUCCAACGUUGAUCAAAAGGAUCAAACGGGGAGAGAGACGACCGCAACCAAAGAAGCCGUCGAGGAUGAAUUUGACGAUGAGGAUGCGCUGGAAGCUCUGGUGGAAGCGGAAAAGAAAGAAAUCCUCGAAGAAGUGGGAGAGAAUACGAAAAAGGUGGCUUGA